CGCAGUGAGUUUGAUUUUACAGAAUGGGAAUCCUAUGAGCACCUAUCACAGCUGUAUUGGUUGUCACAGCACCUGCUGAUGCUCAAAUAGUUGCGGCAAAGAAAGUUAUCUCAUCUCUUCACAUUACCAGCAGUCAUGUGCAACAGGAUGAUACGCAAGAGAAAAGGCGCUGGUGUUUACCUGGCUGCAGCUGUUAUUCUGACGUGUUAUUUUGCGCAAACUAUAGACUGUUAUCGUCUGAAGAAAACGGAAAGACGAGAUGGGAGAAAAGAUGCCGAUACAACAAAUAGGUUCCAAGAGGGGACAAUUGUUUUUGGGAGAGCUUUUGAAAAAGGGUCAGGACUUGAUUCUCAAGUCACAGACGGGACCAAGACGUCAUCCUCAAACGCUUAUGUGGAGGAUGAAGGUGCUUAUCAAGCAGACUCUGCAGGCUGGAUGAGCCCAACACAAGUCGCCAGUCCCAAAGACUCGUCAUGGAUGAGCAUGUCGCCCUCACUGCAGUGUGGUACGGGCCAGUUGAAGUUCAGAGUGGUGGAACCAGGAGAAUCACAAUUUGCGGUAGAACAAGGAAAUGCACCUCCAAUGCCUCUGUCCCAAGUCCCGUCUACCUGUGGCUACAGCAUGCAGAGGAACUCGCAUGCACUUGUCAUGUUGGUUCCCUAUGAUGGCUGCAACAUGGUUCAAGAGGGUGGAAGUUAUGUACUCCCGAUGCGUUGGCAAGGAAUUCCAGUCUCUCUCUGGUGUUCCAAACCUGCCGCACCUCGUGCUUCACCUCCUGCCUCACCUCCAGCCGCACCUCCUGCCUCACCUCCAGCCGCACCUCCUGCUUACAAAACGACUUCCCCCCAUUCCCCUGUACCUCAGAUGCCUCGGAUGCCUCAAAACCCUCCGAUGCCUCAAUACACUUGGAUGCCUCGGAUGCCUCAAUACCGUCAGAUGCCUCAAAACCCUAAGAUGCCGGAGACAACGACCACACGGCCUAUAACUGCAAAGGCGACUCAAAUUCCCAAAAUUCCAGCACUGCCUCGGAUGCCUCGAUACCCUCAGAUGCCUCAAAACCCUGAGAUGCCUCAAAACCCUCAGAUACCUCAAUACCCUCAGAUACCUCAAUACCCUCAGAUGCCUCUGACGCCUCAAUGCCCUCAGUUCCCUGAGAUGCCUCAAUUCCCUGAGAUGCCUCAGAUGCCUCAAAACCCUGAGAUGCCUCAGAUGCCUCAAAACCCUGAGAUGCCUCAGAUGCCUCAAAACCCUCAGAUGCCUCAAUACCCUCGGAUGCCUCGAUACUCUCAGAUGCCGGAGACAACAGCAACGACCUCACAAACUACAACUGCAAAGGCGACUCAAAUUCCUAAAAUUCCUGCACUGCCUCAGAUGUCACAAAACCCUAAGAUGUCACAAAACCCUCGGAUGCCUCAAAACCCUCGGAUGCCUCAAUACCCUCGGAUGCCUCAAAACCCUCGGAUGCCUCAAUACCCUCGGAUGCCUCAAAACCCUCGGAUGCCUCAAUACUCUCAGAUGCCGGAGACAACAACAGCAACGACCACUCAAACUACAACUGCAAAGGCGACUACAAUUCCUAAAAUUCCUGCACUGUCUCAGAUGCCACAAAACACUCAGAUGCCACAAAACACUCAGAUGCCUCAAUACCCUCCGAUGCCUCGGAUGCCUCAAUACCCUCAGAUUCCUCUGCCUCAAUACCCUCAGAUUCCUCUGCCUCAAUACCCUCAGAUGCCUCAAUACCAUCCGAUGCCUCAAUACCCUCGGAUGCCUCAAUACCCUCGGAUGCCUCAAUACCCUUGGAUGCCUCAAUACCCUCGGAUGCCUCAAAACCCUCAGAUGCCUCAAUACGCUCAGAUGCCGUUUGCACAAUAUAUGCCGAUGUAUCCUCCCUUUAAUCCUCUUUAUCCAGCUACAAAGCCAAAAACGACUACAACUAAAGGCUAAAACUCCCGUAUCGCAGCUUCCACCAUCUAUGCCUUACUAUCAUCUUUACCCUACGAUCCCUCCCAUCCCCAAUAUCCAACCACUCCAGCUACCACUGUGAAACCAGAUCCCCCGCCCACUCCGGCACCCCAUCCUCCUUUUCAUCCCCAUGUUCACUUGCCCAUAUCAUUGCUGCCUCCUUUUCCUCCUCCACGCUACCUUACUUAAAACGUUCUAAUAAAAGUUUUGAACAGA
This is a messenger RNA of Trematomus bernacchii (emerald rockcod), 2178 nucleotides long. RefSeq names its product protein PELPK1-like. The transcript is spliced from 4 exons. Lineage: Eukaryota; Metazoa; Chordata; Actinopteri; Perciformes; Nototheniidae. Bases 136 to 1944 code for a protein of 602 amino acids. The record is from RefSeq and is a predicted model, not a curated record.